AAUGAGGGAGAGAGACUAGGGGAAGAGAGGAAGAAACUGAAGCAGCAGAGAAAGAAAAACAAUGGAGGGCGGCGGCGGCGUUAGGCUUCAUGUCGGAGGAUUAGGAGAAAGCGUCGGGAGAGACGAUCUUCUCAAGAUCUUCUCUCCCAUGGGUUCCGUCGAAGCUGUCGAAUUUGUCAGGACCAAAGGUCGCUCCUUUGCUUACAUCGACUUCUCUCCCGCCUCCGAGAACUCACUCACUAAGCUCUUCUCCACGUACAAUGGAUGUAAGUGGAAAGGAGGGAAGCUGCGGCUGGAGAAAGCCAAAGAGCAUUACAUGGCUCGCUUGAAGAGGGAAUGGGCAGAGUCAGCUUCUGUUUCUGCUUCUUCUGAUGACACUGUUAAAGCCCCCGAGGAGUCACCUCCUUCCACUCACCUUAACAUCUUCUUUCCCAGACUCAGAAAGGUGAAAGCUAUGCCACUAAGUGGAACUGGCAAACAUAAGUAUAGCUUCCAGCGUGUUGCGGUGCCGUCUCUUCUUCCCAAGACUUUUUGCGAUUGUGAAGAGCAUUCUGCUUCUCUCACGCCUCAGGAAACUCAUGCCCGUGAUGUGGAAGCGCUUAAUGUGGGGAUAAACGUAGAAGAGGUGAAUAUUAUGAACUCCGUGAUGAAUAAGCUUCUUCAGAAAGACGACAGCGUCAUCAGUGAGAAAGAUGACAUCAUCGUAGAUACCAAAGAUAACAUUUUGAUCAAUGUGGUAUCUAAUGGGAAGGACAUGAUGGACGCUGAGCUGAGUAACUUGUCAAGAAAACGGAAAUCAAUGCUCGAUCAAACACCAGCAGAAGGAUAUACUGAGGGACAGAAGGGGAACCACCUUCAUCCAAACAAGAAGAGGCAGCCAAUCAUCCCAGAGGGAAGUGGAAGACAGGAAGGUUCACAGGCCAUACGUGAAAAGAAGAAACCUUCUGAAGUCGAUCCGGAUGAACCAAGCAGAACAACAGGCGUCAAGAAGGCGAAUGACAAUAUUUCCUGGUCUCAAAAGUCUUCCUGGAAAGCACUUGUGGCCAAUGGAAACAGCAGUAACUUUAGCGUAUCCAGUUUCUUGCCGGAUGUUAGCUCCAGUAAAGCAGUACAACCUGCAUCAGACACCGACGUUGAAGGUUCAGACCACUCAGAGUCAGAAGAUACUGACGUUGUAGAUUCAGACCACUCAGAGUCAGAAGAUGAUGACGUUGAAGGUUCAGACCACUUAGAGUCAGAAGAUGCUGACGUUGUAGUUUCGGACCACUCAGGGUCAGAAGAUGCUGACAUUGAAGGUUCAUACCACUCUGAGUCAGAAGAUAAUGACGGUGUAGGUUCAGACCACUCAGAGUCAGAAGAUGCUGAUGUUGACGGUUCAGAACACUCAGUGUCAGAAGAUACUGACGUUGCUGACAUAAAUGUGGAUGCUGAAACAGAGGAACUUGCAGCAAGCACCGAGGGCGACAGUGAGGAUGGAAGUUUGAACGUGGAAGAGGAUGAGAAUGCAGCAGAGAAUUUGAAUGCAGAAAAUGAAAGCUUAGAUCAUGAUAUGGACGAAGAAGAGACAGAGAAAGGACAAUUGGAAGCUUCUAAGAAGUCAGCAGGAGGUUCAUUAUGGCUUCAGAAGGCUUCUUGGACUCAGCUGGUUAGGGACCAGAAUGCUUCAUUCAGUAUUACUCAACUCUUCCCGAAUUUACCUCCUGAGAAGACCGAAGCAGAUAGAGUGAACAACAGUGGAGAUGGCCAGUUCACCUACUCUAACCAGAGUGGAAGUGCCAAUGGUGUCGAGGCUGCGGGAGUCCACGGGGCUAGUAGUAGUACCCCUCUGAGAAGUUUAAAAGAGAAUCAGCAGACUCUGAAGGCUAAGAAUGUGAGUGGAGGAAGUAGAUUGGGUGUGAAGAGGCCGAUUAGGAGAGAGAUUGGAUCAGGGGAGACUUGCGCUUUUAUGAGAAGCGAGACUUCUGUGAGCGAGUGGAAAAGGGCUAAGAAGGCAUUGAGCGAGCCAAGCAGAAAGAAGAAAAGUGAAGAAUGAGUUGGAUUGUAACAGAUCUAAAAAAGCUCUUCAAAUUAUGUAUUCCUCUGCGGGUUUUGUGUUAGUUAUACAUUUUGUGCUCUUUA
This is a messenger RNA of Brassica oleracea var. oleracea, 2118 nucleotides long. RefSeq names its product dentin sialophosphoprotein. Gene Ontology annotation, cellular component: nucleus. The record is from RefSeq and is a predicted model, not a curated record. The coding region runs from base 62 to 2032 and encodes 656 amino acids. Lineage: Eukaryota; Viridiplantae; Streptophyta; Magnoliopsida; Brassicales; Brassicaceae. The transcript has 5 exons. Gene Ontology annotation, molecular function: RNA binding.